ACACUGACUGGCAAGGAGAUAGAAAUAGACAUUGAGCCUACAGAUAAGGUGGAGCGGAUCAAGGAGAGGGUGGAAGAGAAGGAAGGCAUCCCACCACCACAACAGCGGCUAAUCUUUUCUGGCAAACAAAUGAACGAUGAGAAGACGGCAGCGGACUAUAAAGUGCAAGGCGGGUCUGUGCUGCAUCUCGUGCUGGCGCUGCGUGGCGGCGACAGAUAGACAACAAUACUCUUAAUUAGAUAUCUCUUUAGUCUUAUUCAUACCUUCUCUUCACCAAUCUUAUAAUGGACAUCUCUCAUAACACUAUAUAAUGGGCGUCUAUAAUGAACAUUGUUAGGGUUAUUCCUAUUGAUACCUUCUCUUCACCAAUCUUAUAAUGGACAUUGUUAGGGUUAUUCCUAUUGAUACCUUCUCUUCACCAAUCUUAUAAUGGACACCUAUAAUAAACAUUGUUAGGGUUGUUCCUAUUGAUACCUUCUAUUCACCAAUCUUAUAAUGGACAUCUAU
Hyalella azteca is the source of this 507-nucleotide messenger RNA. It is a transcript of the gene Nedd8, whose product is annotated as NEDD8. The record is from RefSeq and is a predicted model, not a curated record. NCBI's taxonomy places the organism in Eukaryota, Metazoa, Arthropoda, Malacostraca, Amphipoda, Hyalellidae. Gene Ontology annotation, biological process: modification-dependent protein catabolic process; regulation of proteolysis; protein neddylation. Gene Ontology annotation, cellular component: nucleus; cytoplasm. Gene Ontology annotation, molecular function: ubiquitin protein ligase binding; protein tag activity.